GAACUCUAAACUAGCAACUAGUAAACUAACUAGCCUGGACGGACCUUGAUGGCGGAAACCAAAAACAGGAACUGUUAGUGCAGGGAUACAAUUUGGUAGAUUCUAGAUAGAUCUAGAUAUCUAGAGAGCGCCUCAUUUAUUCUUUAAUUUCAGUUUCCUGCAUUACUAUCAGUAAUUAAUACCAGUCAACUGUUCUGCCACGCCCCUUGCCUUUACCAAAGGCUGUUUUACUCUCGGCCUCGCAGCCAACAUGUCUGGGACUGGGAACAAGAAAGUUUCUGCACCAAAGUUCAAUCGUGAUUACUUCACGCUGCCCCACCCGUUCUGGAUGGUAAUGAUUCCUUUUGGACUUUGGCUUUUAGCGAUGGCUACCGUAUCUCCAAAUAAAGUCCCGUCAUUUCUGGGGCCGUUUGCAAGUUUGGCUGUAUUCAUGGGAACAACAUACCCGAACAUCUGUCUUUUGUUAAGCGUGUUUGCUGUUCUUAUGCAUUCUUUGGAAGCUGCAUUUGCAGGGAAACUUUGUCAUGACCGUGACUUCAGCGCUGGAGCAACAGCCAAGUGGACAGUGUCCACCUUCUUCUUUGGAGGAUCCUCGCUGGUCAGAUUGUGGCCAGCCAAGCCCCCGUACAAAAUUGUGUAGCUACACUAUCGCAGUUGUAUGUUUUACCUUAAAAAUUGAUGUAAAUGUACGAGGGCUGUCAGAAAAGCAAGGUAUUUUUUAAAAUAUAUAGUAAAGGGUUUUAAGUGCUCGCAACUGCAUAAGGUCAUAUGAGCGCCAAAAGCAAGGUAGAGAUAUUCUUGGAGCAAACUCAAAGCUGAACAAGCUGAUUGAAAAAAUUUUUUGGAGUAGUUUUAAAGAUAUGCCACAUUUUGUAAUACAGGGUGUAAAAAGCUGUUUUGAGAAAAAUAGCUUCGCCGCUAGUAUGUUGACCUUAUUUCUAGCACUUUUUUCACCUUUGGCAAAGUACAACAUGUUGCAAAAAUAAUUAAUAAAAGAAACAUUUGGGCUUAAAAUAUAAAAUCCUUUCAAUAUGUUACUAAGAAAUGGUUAAAUGUAUGUUUUCUGAAGGAACAAAAUUUUCGACUAGGUACAGCUUUUCUUGGCCUUUUCUUUCACCCCAUUGCUAGUAAAAUAGCUUUGCUGAGAACUGGGACCUUUCUCCAGCCACACACACAAAUAUGGUUUUAAAGAAAAUGUUCACUUCCUGCUGUCAGGGUAGUAGUUAUGGGAAUGUCUUUGACAUCACUUCUAACAAUGCGAACUUCAUGAGGCCGAGAUGCAACUAUAGAAGUGCGCCGUGGAGUCUUACAGUUUUUACAAACAAAAGGAAAGAAUCCCAAAGAAAUUUUUAGAAAUGCAUUGCUGUCUAUGGGGGAAAAUGUAUUAAAAAAGCAAA
Aplysia californica (California sea hare) is the source of this 1397-nucleotide messenger RNA. RefSeq lists its product as uncharacterized. The coding region runs from base 251 to 640 and encodes 129 amino acids. The record is from RefSeq and is a predicted model, not a curated record. NCBI's taxonomy places the organism in Eukaryota, Metazoa, Mollusca, Gastropoda, Aplysiida, Aplysiidae. The transcript has 4 exons.